CUUAGAAAUGGCUAUGAAGAUGUGUUUUCUCCUCUUUGUGUGCUCUGUCAUUGGUGUUUUUUCCAUUGCACCACCUGCUUCUCCUUUAGAUGGACUCCUUCCCAAUGGAAAUUUCAAAGAGCAUCCAAAUGCGCAAGACAAGAAUAAAACAGUGCUGCCCAAAUGGGAAAUCAAUGGAACGGUGGAGUACAUCUUGGGCUCGCAUGGCGUUCGCCUGGGCAACGGGGCGUCCGUAUCCCAGACGGUCCUCGUGAAGAACGGGUCCGUGUAUGCAUUGACGCUGGGUGCGUCAAGAACUUGCGCACAAGACGAGGUGCUGAGGGUGUCGGUGGCGGGGCAAACGGGCGACCUCCCGUUGCAGACGCUCUACAGCAGCAACGGAGGCGACACCUAUGCGUGGGGAUUCAGGGCUUACUCAGACUCCGUGAACCUGUCUCUUGGAAACCCCGGCACGCAAGAAGAUCCGGCCUGUGGCCCUCUUUUGGAUGCUGUUGCCAUCAAGGAGCUUUUCCCUCCAAGGCCCACUUUCGUGAACCUGGUAAAGAACAGUGGUUUUGAGGAGGGCCCUCAUGUGUUGACGAACUCUUCCCAUGGCGUCCUCCUCUCGCCAAAACAGAUAGACUCGACCUCCCCGCUUCCCGGCUGGAUCAUUGAGUCUACAAAAGCUGUAAAAUUCAUAGACUCGGAGCAUUUCAGUGUCCCAUAUGGAAGAGGGGGAGUAGAACUAGUUGCCGGGAGAGAGAGUGUGGUUUCCCAAAUCAUCAGAACGCUCCCGAGCAAAACCUACACUCUCUCGUUCGUGGCUGGAGAUUGCAGGAAUGGGUGCCAGGGAUCGAUGAUGGUUGAAGCAUACGCUGCUCAAGAGGCAAUGAAAGCUGCUUUCAAAUCUCAAGGGAAAGGGAAUUUCUCCACUUACAGUUUCCAGUUCACUGCAGAAAAGAAUAGGACCAAGCUUACUUUCUUCAGCUCCUACUAUCAUACCAAGAUCAACGAUGCGGGAACACUUUGCGGCCCUCUUCUCGAUCAAGUCCGCGUUUUCCCUGCUUCCAUCGUUUAAUCAAUCAGUUAAUUAGUUGCAUUACUAGAUUUAUAUACUACCAGCCUCAUACAAGAGACCCUAUUGUAGUUACUAACUACUUAAUGAAUUGAAUAGCAAGAUCUUCUUCA
Messenger RNA from Salvia hispanica, 1167 nucleotides. RefSeq names its product protein TEEBE-like. Lineage: Eukaryota; Viridiplantae; Streptophyta; Magnoliopsida; Lamiales; Lamiaceae. Gene Ontology annotation, cellular component: plasma membrane; cell wall. The record is from RefSeq and is a predicted model, not a curated record.